Molecule: messenger RNA, 1828 nt
Organism: Mytilus trossulus (common blue mussel)
Lineage: Eukaryota; Metazoa; Mollusca; Bivalvia; Mytilida; Mytilidae
Product: tryptophan--tRNA ligase, cytoplasmic-like
Exons: 8
Coding region: 77-1309 (410 amino acids)
Biological process (GO): tryptophanyl-tRNA aminoacylation
Cellular component (GO): cytoplasm
Molecular function (GO): ATP binding; tryptophan-tRNA ligase activity
Source: RefSeq, a predicted model, not a curated record
UCGUCGUAACACCGGUAUGACGGACUACACGUGGAACUAAUGUAAACACAUACCUAUGGAAAUUUGACUUGUGAAAAUGACUGAAGAUACAAAGGAUAUAGAGAAAAAAGUAGAAAAUAUGACAACCAAAAAUUUGGAAGAGGAUGUUGUCAAUCCAUGGGAAGUGGCGAGUUCUUCAGACAAAGGAGUAGAUUAUGAUAAACUGAUUAAAAGAUUUGGGAGUUCAAAGGUUGAUGAGGAACUCAUUAAAAGAAUCGAAACUGUUACUGGAAAACCAGCUCAUCACUUUCUUAAAAGAGGAGUGUUUUUCUCUCAAAGAGAUAUGCACCAGAUAUUAAAUUUGGCUGAACAGAAGAAACCAUUUUUCCUGUAUACAGGUCGCGGACCGUCAUCUGAAGCAAUGCAUCUUGGCCAUUUAAUACCAUUUAUCUUUACAAAAUGGCUUCAAGAAGCAUUUGAUGUUCCAUUAGUUAUUCAGCUGACAGAUGAUGAAAAGUUUUUAUGGAAGGAUCUGACUUUAGAAGAAUGUAGCAGACUUUCCUUUGAAAAUGCAAAAGAUAUAAUUGCCUUAGGUUUUGAUGUUGAAAAAACCUUUAUAUUUAGUGAUUUAGAAUAUAUAGCACAAAGUCCUGCUUUUUACAAAAAUAUGUUAAGAACACAGAAACUAGUGACAUAUAAUCAAGUGAAGGGAAUUUUUGGUUUUGAUGACAGCACAUGUAUAGGAAAGAUCAGUUUUCCUUCCAUACAAGCAGCACCUAGCUUUAGUUCAUCAUUUCCACAGAUAUUCAACAACAAAACUAAUAUCCCAUGUCUCAUCCCUUGUGCAAUUGAUCAGGAUCCAUACUUCAGAAUGACCAGAGAUGUAGCACCAAGAUUGGGUUAUUCAAAGCCAGCUUUAAUGCAUUCUACUUUCUUCCCAGCCUUACAAGGAGCACAAACUAAAAUGAGUGCAAGUGACCCCAAUUCAUCUAUUUUCUUAACAGAUACUGACAAGCAAAUAAAGACCAAGGUAAAUAAAUAUGCAUUCUCUGGUGGUGGCACUACAACAGAAGAACACAAGGAGAAGGGAGGGAACUGUGAUGUGGAUGUAUCAUACCAGUACUUAACAUUUUUCUUGGAAGAUGACAAAAGACUAGAGGAAAUUAGGAAAACCUACACAAGUGGAGAACUUUUAACUGGUUACUUAAAGAAAGAACUGAUAGAAAUAUUACAGAAAAUAGUAGGUGAACAUAGACAAAGAAGGUCCCAGCUGACAGAUGACAUUGUUAAACAGUUUAUGACACCUAGAAAAUUAAAAUUUGAUUAUUGACCAUAUGUGUAAUUUAUGUCUAUUUAUUUAUUGAAAGAACUUCACAAUAUUAAAAUGAAGUACGAUAUUGUAUGCUUGAAUGAUGUCAAAAUUUCAUUCCUCAAUUUUCAAAACCAACCAAACAAAUAUGUGUCUUAAUGAAAAUCAGAAGGCUUUGUAAAUUAAAAUUAAUUAUAUUCUGCUUUCCAAGUUUCUGUUAAACCAACACGGCAGCUGUAUUUAAAAAAAAAUGUGCGUGUAAUAUAGCUUUUACUGGAACGAUUUGUUUAAACAGUAAGGUUUAAAUCCUUAGAUUAAUGUCAUGGAAAUCAUUGUUUUAUGAAUAAUAUAAUUGACAUGCCCUUUAAAGAUAAUAUUCUGAUACCUCUUACCAACUCAACCAUCACAAACAAGGUUCACAAAUGGACAUGAUGGUUAAAGUAAUAAUUGAUUUUUGGUAUUUCAUGAUUAUUUUGCUUUUUAGAAAUAUUUAAAAAUGGCAAUGGAAUUGUAUGAAAAUAAACCUAUGAAUAAUCUUCA